UUUUUAUGACUGACAAGCACUGACAAGUUUGACUGUUGUGAUUUUCGUAAAGUUUGAAAAAUUGCACUUAAUUUAUUUUAAAAUUCAUCCUAAUACCUGUGUUUACAUGAAUACUACGGUUUCUUAAACAAUGAGACGUACAUAUAAGUCUAAAAAAGACGCCGGCGGCGGCCUAGACCAUAGAGAUGUGUUGCUAAACUUAGAAGAGAAAAGUUCCGCUUUUGAUGCGUUUUAUAUACAAAACAUUAAGCAAACUAAGCGGGAACUAUCCUGUGUUGGCUCCUCAACACAUUAUGGAGCGGCUUCUAACAGAGUUCGCAAGAGAAAAUACGUAAAACGUAUAGUGAAGGAAACGGAGCCACCGCGUAGAGAAAGCGUGUCUCAUUCUGUAUUUCUAACUCCUGACAAGUCUAUACGUGUGAAUAAAGGUUUAGAUCCCUUCGACAUGCUUCUUAAUUCAUCCCCAGCACCUGAAAAGCAAAUAGAAACAGAUAAGACUGAUUCCUAUGAGAAACAUCUCCCACCAAGAAGGUCAGCAAUAACUUAUGCUAGAAAAAAACAUCUGAAGAAAAGAAACUAUAGAAACAGUGAUAGCACAGAUUCAGAAAAAGAAAACUCAGAUUUAUCAAACACAACCCACAAUGCUAUGGAUAUCAAAUCACAUAAAUUACUUGUUGAGAAAGAGCACAGUGCAAGCCCGAAGUAUAAUGAUGAAUCUAUAAAUAAUAUAGUGAAAAACUUGUCUAUACUCAAUAAUUUGAGACAAACAUCCAAUGAAGUAUCUAAAACCCCAAGAUUUUUAAGAUUAACAAAGAAUAUCCAAUCACCAAUAUUACAGAAUUCACCUCUAUGUAGUACUCCAUUUAAAGAGAAAUACAGGGGACAAUCUAUAUAUAAAUUUUCCCCUGUAGUAGCAAGUAAUCCAAAUAGUCCUAAUAUUGAUAUCAGUCACAUAUCUGACUGUAAUGAUAGUGUUGUAUUUAUUUGCAAAAGUAAUGAUUCGAAAAAAGCUGUAGAGCCACCAGUUAUAUACCCACUUGGAAAUGAAGUCAAUGGUGUAACAAUUAACAAAUCAACAGAAAUUAAUGAAGAUCAAGAAAUAGAUCUAAAAGAGCAUGUAAUACAAGAACAAAGAGUACAAAAUGAAAAUAUAGAUGAAAUAGCUACAGUAUUAAGUGGUAGUAAUGUAGUACCUGAAAACAUAAUAAAUUCCUUGCACUCCACAGAAAUUGAGCCAUUUUUGGGCUACACAAGUAAUGAGGUUGAUGAUUUAAUUAAUGAGAGAAAUAAACUAAAAAUGAUAUGUAAUAAUUUCAUGCAGUCAAAUAAUGAAGAAUUGAAUGAGUGUAAUUUUAAAGAUAGUCAGUGUAUUAAAAAAACUAAACAUAAUAUAGAUAGAGGUGUACCAAGUGUACAAAAUGAAAAUGUAGAUAAAAAAGCUACAGUUAUAACUAAUAGUAAUAUUGUACCUGAAAAUGUAAUAAGUUCCUUUCAAGCCACUGAAAUAGAGUCAUUUAUGGGCUUUACAAGUAUUGAAGCUGAUGAAUUAUUUGAAAAGAGAAAUAAAGUACAAAUGUGUGAUAAUUUGAUGCAGCCACAUAUGGAAGAUCUGAAUCAAUCUAAAUUUAAUUAUAGUCAAUCUAUUGAAACAUCUAGCCAUAGUGUACAUUCAGCUGUAAAGGAGACUGAUAGUGAUGAUAAUAGUAAAAUUAUGUGUGAUAUUGAUAGCGAUGACAAAGAAUCCUUGUAUGAUACAUGUGACAGUGAACCUAGCUCUGAAUCUCAAGAAAAAGUAGUACCCAAAGAACCCAUAGUUGUAAUGGAAAGAAUGUCAGAUUCAUUAUUCCUCAAAUAUUAUGAUGGAAUUGCAAACAAUCUUCAAGAUUCUAAAAACACAGAGGAGGGUGCAAUGUCUGAUGGAAGCUGCAAGCAUAACACUAUGGAAGAUACUCUGAACAGUGUUUCUAAUAGAUCUGAUGUAAGUACUGAAUUCACUGACGAAAUAAGCUCCUGCGAUACUGCUGAUGUUUCUACUAGUGAAGAUGGUACUACUUGUCAUGAUGCUGCUUCAAGCAGUUAUAAUGAAGAGCAAUUUGUAAGUUUUGUCACUACAAGAAGGAGGAAUCACGUAGCUGGCAGAUCUACAGUAUUUUUUAAUAACUCUGAUGGUAGUGGAAGUUAUGAAUUAGAAACUGUAGUAAGCAAUAACAAAAGAUUAACACUACAGAAGACUGAUCCAAAUCAAAGUAACUAUACAGAAGUUUUAAAUUCUAGCGAAGUUAAUGCAACACAUGGUGUAAGAAGAACAAGUUCUAUAAAAAGAAGAAGAAGAAGGUAUAGUAAAAGUAAUAUAAAUGUAGAUAAUUCUUUAAAUACAGAUUCAGACGAUGACUCGAAAGAAGUAACACUUUAUGCAUUACCUACAACUACAGAAGAUGUUGAAAAUGGUGUUACUGGGCAAAGGAAAUCACUCAAACGUAGGAGUAGUAAGAAAUUUCGCGAACAUGAGAAAACAUGUCCAAAACGUACUACAGAUCCUGAAAACUCAAACAUUGAUGAUGCAUCACUCACUACUAGUGAUAAUCCCGCACCAUAUACUGAUUCAGAUGAUCUACUCAUUUCUAAUGAAAGUACUGAUGUAUUGCAAGGUGCUACAGAUAAUAAUUAUUCAGAUAAUAAUGAAGGUGUUAUAAAUAUUGUUUCAUCAGUAUCAGAGAGCAGUGAAAAUGAAAAUGAUGUGACACUUUAUACUGUACCAGAUACUGGUCGUAAAAUGGCAGAUUCACGGAAUAAAAAAAUAUCUAUAACAACAAGAAAGAGUGCAAGAUUGUCAAGAAGGGGUACUCAGUAUGAAAAUCCAGAUACAUAUCGAAAAAGUCAUAAAAGUACAUACAACGGUGGUCAUAAUUGCAAUGAAGAUGUUGCUAAUAAUAAACCCUCUACUUCUAAUGAGAGAAUAUCUACAAUUACAACCAGAAAAUCUUCUAGAAUAUUCCAUAAACCUGAUAUAAAUCAAAGUUUAGAAUGUUUUAAUACUGAAGGAGAAUCAAAGCCUGUUAUAGUUCUACAGCCAGGCAAAAAGUGGGAGAGAUCUUUGAGUAUUUAUAGGAGAAUGACUAUGAUGACAGAUCAUUUUGAUAAUUCAAUCCUGGAUGAAUCUAUGGAAAUGAAAGGCAGGAAGUACAGACAAAGUGUGAUCAGUACCAUGGAAAUGCAGGACAUGAGAGGUUCAGUACACAAUGAUUCAAUCAAUAGCCGCAGGAGUACAUUCGUGUCUAAACCAAGCCGGUCGACAAUUAGAAUUGUAAAGGAUUUAAACAGUACCAGAACUAGUUUAUAUACCAGCGCUGUCAUUGAUGAUCUAAAAGGAUUUUUGGCCGACGAUUGUGAUGAUACGAUUGUCGAACUAUCAAAACUCUCAAUUGCCGAUGCUGAAACAGAGGUCACUGUUUUAGAGAUACAUGAUACCUCGAAUCGUUUAGCCACUGCGAGAGAUUACGUGUUGCGUCGAUGCAAUCAAACGGACGCGAUACUAUUUGAUGAAUGCUAUCCAGAUACAGUUUUGAAAAACUGCCACAAGAUCGGCGAGGGCGUCUACGGCGAAGUGUUCUUGUGGCGUGACAGAGAUGGCCGUGCGCGAGUAAUGAAAAUUGUCCCGAUAGCUGGCAACACCAAGGUCAAUGGAGAGAACCAGAAAGACUACGGCGAGAUUAUAUCUGAGAUCGUGAUUGCUAUGGAAUUGAGCGCACUACGCGCUCCCAUAGCAGAUAUAGAACGUCACUUCGCUGAAGGGAACGAUGCGAGCGCGUUGGAUCUUCACACUGUAGAGAACGCUACUGAUGUUUUUAACGAGGUAUUGGCAGUAAGGUGCGUUUACGGCAGUUAUCCAUCGCGUCUGCUGGACCUUUGGGAUCUGUAUGACGAGUGCAAGGGUUCAGAAAACGACAACCCUGCCAUUUUACCCGUGGACCAGCAGUACAUUGUGUUGGAGCUAGCCAACGCUGGCCAAGACCUAGAAAGCUAUCAAUUCAAUAACGCUGAGCAGGCGUAUGCUCUUUUCUAUCAGAUCGCUUUCGGCCUAGCGGUAGGCGAGGAGGCCUACCAGUUCGAACAUCGUGACUUGCACUGGGGGAACGUACUCAUAGCGCCCACUGAUCAGAAGUACGCGACGUUCGUGCUGCGCGGGCGCGUGCGCUGGGUGCCGCGGCGCGGCGUGGCGGCCACCAUCAUCGACUACUCGCUGUCGCGCCUGGCGCUGCCGCUGGCGGCGGGCGCGGAGCGGGCCGCUCUGUACAACGACCUCGCGCACGACGACGGACUCUUCGACGCCGUCGGCGACUACCAGUUCCAGGUCUACAGGCUCAUGAGAGACAAGUUGGGCAAUGAUUGGAAGAACUUCGAACCAUACACAAACAUACUUUGGCUGCACUACACAGUGGAUAAAAUGAUAACGGCCCUCCGCUACAAGAGGACCAACACGAAAAUUCACAAGCAUUACAUUGAGAAACUGAAGGGGAUCAAGAACAGAAUACUUGACUACAAGAGCGCUGCAGAGUUUGUGCUCGUUGACAACGAAUACUUGCGAGUGCGCACGAGCGUACCCGGCAGGCGCGGCCGGGCGCGGCGUGGCGGCGCGGCGCGGUGUUCUGCGAGUGCAUUACAGCCGGCCUGGGUGCUGGCUGCCGGGUAG
Molecule: messenger RNA, 4690 nt
Organism: Manduca sexta (tobacco hornworm)
Lineage: Eukaryota; Metazoa; Arthropoda; Insecta; Lepidoptera; Sphingidae
Gene: Haspin
Biological process (GO): protein phosphorylation; mitotic cell cycle; intracellular signal transduction
Cellular component (GO): nucleus; cytoplasm
Molecular function (GO): ATP binding; histone H3T3 kinase activity
Source: RefSeq, a predicted model, not a curated record